UGUAAAGAACUGGCCAAGUCUAAGGCAGAAGUGGCUUGCAUCGCAGUGUAUGAAACGGAUGUAUUUGUUGUCGGAACUGAAAGAGGACGUGCUUUUGUCAAUACCAGAAAGGAUUUCCAGAAAGAUUUUGUAAAAUACUGUGUUGAAGAAGAAGAAAAGGCUGCAGAGAUACACAAAAUGAAAUCUACAACCCAGGCGAAUCGGAUGAGUGUAGAUGCUGUAGAAAUUGAAACACUCAGAAAAACAGUUGAGGACUACUUCUGCUUUUGCUAUGGGAAAGCUUUAGGCAAAUCCACAGUAGUACCUGUUCCGUAUGAGAAGAUGCUGAGAGACCAAUCAGCUGUGGUAGUGCAAGGUCUUCCGGAAGGAGUUACCUUUAAACACCCUGAAAAUUAUGAUCUUGCAACCCUGAAAUGGAUUUUGGAGAACAAAGCUGGGAUAUCAUUUAUCAUUAAGAGACCUUUCCUAGAGCCAAAGAAGCAUCUGGGUGGUCGUGUGAUGGUAUCAGAUUCUGAAAGGUCAAUAUUAUCUCCAGGUGGAAGUUGUGGUCCCAUCAAAGUGAAAACUGAACCCACAGAAGAUUCUGGCAUUUCCCUGGAAAUGGCAGCUGUGACAGUAAAAGAAGAAUCAGAAGACCCUGAUUAUUAUCAGUAUAAUAUUCAAGGGAGUCAUCAUUCUUCAGAGGGCAAUGAAGGAACAGAAAUGGAAGUACCAACAGAAGAUUCUACUCAACAUGUCCCUUCAGAAACAAGUGAGGACCCUGAAGUUGAGGUGACUAUUGAAGAUGAUGAUUAUUCUCCACCUACUAAGAGACCAAAGACCAAUGAGCCACCACAGCCUCCAGUUACUGAACCUGCCAAUGCUGGAAAGCGAAAAGUGAGGGAGUUCAACUUCGAGAAAUGGAAUGCUCGAAUUACUGAUCUACGUAAACAAGUUGAAGAAUUGUUUGAAAGAAAAUACGCUCAAGCUAUAAAAGCCAAAGGUCCGGUGACGAUUCCAUACCCUCUCUUCCAGUCUCAUGUUGAAGAUCUUUAUGUAGAAGGACUUCCUGAAGGAAUUCCUUUUAGAAGGCCAUCUACUUAUGGAAUUCCUCGCCUUGAGAGGAUAUUACUUGCAAAGGAAAGGAUUCGUUUUGUGAUCAAGAAACACGAACUUCUGAAUUCAACGCGUGAAGAUUUACAGCUUGAUAAACCAGCUUCUGGAGUAAAGGAAGAGUGGUAUGCCAGAAUCACUAAAUUAAGAAAGAUGGUAGAUCAGCUUUUCUGCAAAAAAUUUGCUGAAGCCUUGGGGAGCACUGAAGCCAAGGCUGUACCCUACCAGAAAUUUGAGGCACAUCCUAAUGAUCUGUAUGUGGAAGGACUACCAGAAAACAUUCCUUUCAGAAGUCCCUCAUGGUAUGGAAUCCCACGGCUGGAAAAAAUCAUUCAAGUGGGCAAUCGUAUUAAAUUUGUUAUUAAAAGACCAGAACUUCUGACUCACAGUACAACUGAAGUGACUCAACCAAGAACAAAUACACCAGUCAAAGAAGAUUGGAAUGUCAGAAUUACCAAGUUACGGAAGCAAGUGGAAGAGAUUUUUAAUUUGAAAUUUGCUCAAGCUCUUGGACUCACUGAGGCAGUAAAAGUACCAUAUCCUGUGUUUGAAUCAAAUCCGGAGUUCCUUUAUGUAGAAGGCUUGCCUGAAGGAAUUCCCUUUAGAAGCCCUACCUGGUUUGGAAUUCCACGGCUUGAAAGGAUUGUCCGUGGGAGUAAUAAAAUCAAGUUUGUUGUUAAAAAACCUGAACUAGUUAUUUCCUACUUGCCUCCUGGAAUGGCUAGUAAAAUAAACACUAAAGCAUUGCAGUCCCCCAAAAGACCACGCAGCCCUGGGAGCAAUUCAAAGGUUCCUGAAAUUGAGGUCACUGUGGAAGGCCCUAAUAACAACAAUCCUCAAACCUCAGCUGUUCGAACCCCUACCCAGACUAAUGGUUCUAACGUUCCUUUCAAGCCUCGAGGGAGAGAAUUUUCCUUUGAGGCCUGGAAUGCCAAAAUCACAGAUCUAAAACAGAAAGUUGAAAAUCUUUUCAAUGAAAAAUGCGGUGAAGCUCUUGGCCUUAAACAAGCUGUGAAGGUGCCGUUUGCAUUAUUUGAAUCUUUCCCAGAAGACUUUUAUGUGGAAGGUUUACCUGAGGGUGUGCCAUUCCGAAGACCAUCUACUUUUGGCAUUCCAAGGCUGGAGAAGAUCCUUAGAAACAAAGCCAAAAUUAAGUUCAUUAUUAAAAAGCCUGAAAUGUUUGAGACAGCUAUUAAGGAGAGCACCUCCUCCUCUAAGAGCCCUCCCAGAAAAAUAAAUUCAUCACCCAGUGUCAAUACUACUGCAUCAGGUGUUGAAGAUCUUAACAUCAUUCAGGUGACAAUUCCAGAUGAUGAUAAUGAAAGACUGUCAAAAGUGGAAAAAGCUAGACAGCUAAGAGAGCAAGUGAAUGACCUCUUCAGUCGAAAAUUUGGUGAAGCUAUUGGUAUGGGUUUCCCUGUGAAAGUUCCAUACAGGAAAAUCACAAUUAAUCCUGGCUGUGUAGUAGUAGAUGGCAUGCCUCCUGGGGUGUCAUUCAAAGCCCCCAGCUACCUGGAAAUCAGCUCCAUGAGAAGGAUCUUAGAUUCUGCUGAGUUUAUCAAAUUCACAGUCAUUAGACCAUUUCCAGGACUUGUGAUUAAUAACCAGUUGGUUGAUCAGAAUGAGUCAGAAGGCCCAGUGAUACAAGAAUCAUCUGAGCCAAGCCAGUUGGAGGUUCCAGCAACAGAAGAAAUAAAAGAGACUGAUGGAAGCUCUCAGAUCAAGCAAGAACCAGACCCCACGUGGUAGACUCUUCCUUCCCUCCUAGGGUAAAUCAGCGUCUAUGUCAGGGAUGCCAUGUGGUGUCCCGAUGAACCCUCCUGCAUAUUCAUUAGCUAAUGUAUUUUCCCUGCUUUAGCCAUAAGAUGAUUGGCCCCAGCUUCAAAGGAUGUGGGAUCUAAGUUUAAAAAGCCUUACUGGACAGUCUGAGCUAGAAGGUUCAAGCAGAGACAUUUUCCUUCCUAGAAUAUUUCAGUCAAAGAUGUAAACACUUUUGCCUUAAAAGGAAAAUGUUUUGUUUCUAAUUAAAAGAGUAAACCUUGUUCUCAACAUUGAAAAUUAUUAUGAGUCAGUAUCAUUAUAUUGACUUUAUUCUUUUUAUUUUUUUUACUUUAUUCUUUUUUAAUAGUAAUACUACUACUAACAUAGUCUGACUGAGCUGCAGAUCCAUUGUUCAUCUUGUGUAAUUGAGUUCGAAGUCUGAGCCUGUUCAGAUUUCUCACACUUCGUCAGGUUAUUAAUAAUUAAUAGUAGGGGUAGCACUCUAGACCAAGAGUCAGGCAUUCUCAAGUCCUGUUGAACCUCCCUGAGCCACUCCAAGCCCCAAGUAGUUAAUGUUUUCAUGAUAGUGAUACAGUUGGUUCUGAUCUAUACCUUGACAAUGGAUUUUUUUAUCCAGAUACUUCAUUGUAAUAGAAUUUGCCUUAUACUGUCAAUUAGUUUCACAUGAUUUUAUGAGUACAUUUGAAUCCAAGUAUCAAUGUUAUCAAAGUUUUCAAAUUAAGUUGUGUUUAUGAGUGUAUUUACCUGUAAUCAGAUUAACCUGUUUGCUUGCUUGUUUGUUUUCUCUCCU
Otolemur garnettii (small-eared galago) is the source of this 3664-nucleotide messenger RNA. RefSeq names its product general transcription factor II-I. The record is from RefSeq and is a predicted model, not a curated record. The coding region runs from base 178 to 2841 and encodes 887 amino acids. The transcript is spliced from 31 exons. NCBI's taxonomy places the organism in Eukaryota, Metazoa, Chordata, Mammalia, Primates, Galagidae. Gene Ontology annotation, molecular function: DNA-binding transcription factor activity. Gene Ontology annotation, cellular component: nucleus.